Molecule: messenger RNA, 2531 nt
Organism: Haemorhous mexicanus (house finch)
Lineage: Eukaryota; Metazoa; Chordata; Aves; Passeriformes; Fringillidae
Product: 7-alpha-hydroxycholest-4-en-3-one 12-alpha-hydroxylase
Exons: 1
Coding region: 888-2417 (509 amino acids)
Molecular function (GO): heme binding; sterol 12-alpha-hydroxylase activity; iron ion binding
Source: RefSeq, a predicted model, not a curated record
ACCAGUGGCUGGGACAGGCUGUGGUGGCAGUCUGGGUAGAUCAGAGUGGCACCACCCAGAGGAGCAAUGCCAGGGGACAAGGGGUCCCUGACAUUGUCCCCAGACCCCAUCUGGAGAGAGGUAACAGGGGACUUUGAGAAGCAGAAGGAGAAGUGGGUAAAGCAGAAGUGCUGUGGUCCCUAUGGGCACUGCUUCCCAGCCAGGGGCUGGAUGGAGCAUCUGGAAACUCUGGACUCCUCUGGUGCCAAGCAAAUGCAGUGGCUCAAGCUCUCCUCACUCGUGGGGCAGCUCAGCUGCUUUGCUUUGCACUCAGAGCAGUAGCACUUGCACUGUUCAUUGGAAAAUCACUCCUGGGACAACAUGUGCUGUGGAGAACACCAAAAUGUCAGAGACUUUUCCUUCUCUUGGCUUUUGAGACCAAAUCAGCUCAGCUGAGACCCCCUUCCCUCAGUCCUCAAUGAGAAAAGUGCUCAUUUCCAGUAGCAUUUCCAACAUCCACUCUUGGUUUCAUUUUCUUCAGUGGGUCUCCAUAGCCUGGUCUUAAAGGCAAAAAUCACAGAGUGGGAUUCUCUGAACAUUUUCCUUAUAAAAUCUGGGCUCUGUGCAGCCUAGAGAAGGGAAUUUGCCUCAUGCCAAAACCCAUCCCCCUAAUACAGCAUGGAUACUCCAACAGGAUUCCAACAUACCUUCCACCUUAAAAAUCUCUGUUCAUCCAGUGACGAGUUCACCUCGGAGCAGAGCACUCUGCAGGGGCAAGGCAAACACAGCCAAUGAGGACAGAGGCUGUCAGCUCUGCCUCUGUCUGUCAGCUGCUGGGUGGGGAUAAAAUGCACAUUCCUGCCCCAACCUGCUUCUAGUCCCAGCUCCUGGAUGGACACAGAGCUCUCAUGGUGCUCUGGGUGGUUCUCCUCUGUACCUUGGUGUCAUCACUGCUCGGUGGGCUCUAUGUCCUGGGUGUGUUUCGGAGACAGAGACCCAAUGAGCCACCCCUGGACAAAGGUACCAUUCCCUGGCUGGGCCAUCUGCUGGAAUUCAGAAAGGACAGCUCAGAGUUUCUCAAAAGGAUGCAAAGCAAACACGGGGAUGUUUUCACAGUGCUGAUCGGUGGCUAUUACUUCACCUUUGUGAUGGAUCCCUUCUCCUUUGGCACCAUCGUGAAGGAAUCGCGAUCCAAGCUGGACUUUAGGACUAGUGCAACUCAGCUGGUCGUGCAGGCUUUUGGCUUCAAGCCCACCGAAGCCACUCAUAACAUAGUUCAUACAUCAAGCACAAAGCACCUGAUGGGAGAUGGCCUCACUGUCCUCACACAAGCCACCAUGGAGAGCUUUCGGAAGCUGCUGCUUUUCAACCUGAGCUCAGGAGAGAAGAGAGAGUGGCAGGAGGAAAACCUCUUCCACUACUGCUACAACAUCGUCUUCAGAGCUGGCUAUCUGGCUCUGUAUGGCACUGAGCCACCCCAAGGGGCAGGGAGCCAGGAAAAAGCUGAAGAGCAGGAUCGCCUCCACUCCAACCAGCUCUUCCAGGAGUUUCGUAAGUACGACCGCCUCUUCCCUCGCCUGGCCUUUGCUCUGCUGCCUCCCAAGGACAAAAGAGAGGCUGAGCGGCUGAAGAGACACUUCUGGAACAUGCUGUCUGUGAAGAAGGUCUGGCAGAAGGACAAUAUCAGUGGCUGGAUAAGUGAUCAAGAGAAACUUCUGGCAGAAAACGGUGUCCCCGAGUACAUGAGGGAGCGUUUCAUGUUCAUGCUCCUCUGGGCAUCCCAAGGCAACACAGGCCCGACUGCCUUCUGGCUCCUCUUGUAUCUGCUGAAGCACCCAGAGGCUCUGAAGGCUGUGAGAGAUGAGGUGGAUAAAGUCUUGAGGGAGAGUGGGCAAGAAGUAAAGGCAGGGAGCCCCACAGUUACUGUCACUAGGGACAUGCUGAACCAGACUCCUCUGCUGGACAGUGCUCUGGAGGAGACCCUGAGGCUGGUGGCAGCCCCAGUGCUGGUCAGAGCUGUCCUCGAGGACAUCUCCCUGAGGACAAGCAGUGGGACAGAGUUCACCCUCCGCAGGGGGGACAGGGUGGCUCUGUUCCCACACAUCUCCGUGCAGAUGAACCCAGAAAUCCACGAGGAGCCUCACAAAUUUAAGUACGACCGUUUUGUAAACCCAGACAGCACCAGGAAAGAUUUCUACAGAAAUGGGAAGAAGCUGAAAUUUGUCAGCAUGCCUUGGGGGGCAGGAGUUUCCACCUGUCCCGGGCGCUUCUUUGCUUCUGCUGAAAUGAAACUGUUUGUGUUCUUGAUGCUGAGUCACUUUGACCUGGAGCUGGUCGAUGAGGAGGAGGAGAUCCCAGCCAUAGACAUCAGCCGCUGGGGAUUCGGGACCAUGCAGCCUGUCCGCGACGUUCGGUUCAGACACCGGCCGCGCUUCUAACCUGGGGAGGUCUGGGGUGCUGUUUGUCCUGGUGUCACCUAUGGGACAAAUUGUCUGAUCUCGUGGUUAUCAGAUCCAUGCAGUGGCAACACUGAUAUGAUCUUGUUUGCUCAA